CAUUAUCAUCAUUCAUACAGCAGGGUAAUCAUCAUCGUAAAUUAUCUUGCAACAGAAUACUAAUACUGUGAUUUGGUUUGGAUAUUACUAAAGAAUAUUGAUUUUUGGAAUAUUGUAUUAAAUAUUGUUAUUUUGAACCAAUUUGAAAACUAACACUUGUUUAAUAGUUAUAUAUAUUAAUUCCUAAAUUAUAAUUAGGUAUUAUAACAUAUAGUAUAGAAAACAAGAUUGUUUAAUAUCUAAAAAAAACAUCUACCGAGAGAAGUUGAACACAUUAGCUGCUUCUUCUUCUCCAACACAAACCAGCUUACGAACCAAAACAAAGAGUAAAGUUGUCCGAACAAAAUCCUUCUUCUGAAGAAAUCAACAACACCAACAACAACAAUAACUCUUCUCUCAAAUUAACAACAAGUUCAAUUGAAAGAAAGCCUACCAACACAAAAAGUAAACAAAAGAACCAAAAGAAUAAUUCAUCCUCAUAUUCUUCUGGAACUUCCUUUCAAUCAUCCUCCGGUCUUGACACUUCCCAAAACAAAUCUCUUCAAAGUUUAAGAAAGGAAGAUAACUCAACAGUAGCUGCUUUAUCAACAUAUAAAACUAAGAUAUUUUCCUCUCUUUGGUCAAUAGUAGAAUCAAACAUGCUUUUUAAAUUAGGAUUUCAUAACAAAUCACCAGUGGAGUUGCUUUUAGAAAAUGACGAUUGCACAUUAGAACAAAUACUUGAUGAGGAUGAUGUCAUUGCUGAAGCAAAGGCUCACUAUGGAAAAUUGAUAGAAUUCUUAGGAAAGAGUGAAAACUUGACGAAGAUGAUCGACUUUAUUACAAUUGAAAUUCCUCUUGAUCAACUUCAAAAUUUAAAGAAUCAAUCAAAGAUUGUACAAGAGGAUGAAAAGGUUGCAGAAGAAUCGGAUCAAAAUGAUGAAGUACAUAUUAAUGAAGAAAAGUUACAAAAGAGAAUUUACAAGUAUCCAAGAAUUGCUGCUGAAAUUUUGUGUUGUGAUAUUGAUUCCAUUUAUACCUCCAUAUCCUCAGACAAGUUAUUACUUACUUCACUUUUUGAUUUUAUUUCUCAUGAAAAAGAAACACUUAAUCCUCAACUUACCAAUUAUUGGAUUAGAGUUGUUACCUACCUCGUUCAAAGAAAACCAAUUGAAGUACACAAGUUUAUAAUGUCACAAGGUGAACCUUUGGUAUUGAACUUUUGUAAACAUAUAGGUGUUCCUGGAAUGGAUGAACUUUUACUUAAGUUGAUUUCAUGUGAAUUGUAUGAUUUAAUAAUAUCUGCUGAAACUAAUCGAUCUGCAAAACAACAACUCAAGCUCCGUUUAAUGGAUGCUAAGGACAAUUCAGAUGCUACCAAUAUUAUCAAACAAUCUGUUCAAUGGUGGACUGAUAGUGGUGUUCCAUUUAAACUUAUUGAAAAAUUAUCUCCUGAACAUUCAUCCGAUUGUCAUAUUAACGUUACCAAAAUUUUAAGUGAAAUUAUCAGACGUUCACUUCAAUAUAACCUAGACAUUCAAAAGUUAAAUCCUUUGGCUACCUCAAUUUUGUCCGACUCGGUUUUGUGUAAAUUGAUGGAUACUCUUUUAGAAAAUAAUGAUGUUUUAAAUGAAGGUAUUGCCUUGUUACAUACACUCAUUGAUACUAGUGUUGAUUUAAUGGACGCUGAUUUUGAUGAACAAUUACCAAGUGCCAUUAAGGUUAUUCUCACCAAAUUACCACAACUUGUAAAGUUGCUUGAAAAUCCACCAACUCAACCAUCUCUUACUUUGACAUUUGGUACUUUAUCACCACCUUUAGGUGAAACUAGAUUAAAGGUUGUUGAAUUCCUUUCAAGCCUUUAUCAUAUUAGAUGUGAGCUUGUUGAAAAAGCUCUCAUUUCUAGUAACGUAUUAGGUGUUGUCAUUAAUUUAUUCUUCCAAUAUGAAUUCAACAAUAUGUUACAUAAUUUAUUAUUGAAUAUUAUUAGUUUCAUUUUGGCAAGUGAAAGUCAUGCCUUGAAGAAGAAUCUCUUUGUUGAUUGUCAAAUUAUUGAACGUAUUUUACAAGCAAGUAAGCUUAAUGAACAAGCCAUUGCUGAAAAUAAGAUGAGAAAGGGAUAUAUGGGACAUUUAACUGUUAUUUCUAACACUAUUGUUUCAACAGCUAAUUCAGAUGAAGCUGUCUCUUCUCUUACAAAGGAUAUUUCAGGAUGGAAAGAUUUUGUUGAAACUUCUUUAACGGAAAGAAAUGCAAUUGAAAGUAGACAAAUGGGAUCAGAUGACUCCUACCUAGCAUUGAUUGGUGGAGUACCUCUUUCUUCAUCAUCUGCCAACAAUACACACCAACAAUCAGUUACAGAAUACAUGAAAGAAGAAUCUGAAGAAGAUCCUUUUGAAGAUUUUGAUGAUGAAAUGGAAGAACAAGAAAUUGAACCUAAACAGGAUGCCUCAACAAAAGAAUCAUCCCCUCUUUCUGAAACUGUAACAAACAAUGAUGGCUUAUAAAUUAAUUUAUUUCUCUU
This is a messenger RNA of Naegleria gruberi, 2503 nucleotides long. Its product is annotated as SAPS domain-containing protein. Gene Ontology annotation, molecular function: protein phosphatase binding; protein phosphatase regulator activity. The transcript has 2 exons. NCBI's taxonomy places the organism in Eukaryota, Heterolobosea, Eutetramitea, Acrasida, Naegleriidae. The record is from RefSeq and is a predicted model, not a curated record. Bases 639 to 2486 code for a protein of 615 amino acids.